Puma concolor (puma) is the source of this 1992-nucleotide messenger RNA. The record is from RefSeq and is a predicted model, not a curated record. NCBI's taxonomy places the organism in Eukaryota, Metazoa, Chordata, Mammalia, Carnivora, Felidae.
AUGGCAGAGCUGCCGGGGUCAGAGAUGCCGGGGGACCCCACGCUGUGCAGCGGGCGCUUCACCAUCAGCACGCUGCUGGGGGGCGAUGAGCCCCCGCCGCCGGCUGCCUACGACAGCAGCCACCCCAGCCACCUGACCCACGGCAGCACCUUCUACAUGCGCACCUUCGGCUACAACACUAUCGAUGUGGUGCCCGCCUACGAGCACUAUGCCAACAGCGCCCUGCCCGGAGAGCCCCGAAAGGUCCGGCCCACGCUGGCCCAUCUGCACUCCUUCCUCAAGGAAGGCAGCCAUCUGCACGCCUUGGCCUUCGACAGCCGGCCCGGCCAUGAGAUGACUGACGGGCUGGUGGAGGACGAGACAGGCACCAACAGUGAGAAGAACCCUGGGGAGCCCGUGCGCUUUGGCUGGGUCAAGGGGGUGAUGAUCCGUUGCAUGCUCAAUAUCUGGGGCGUGAUCCUCUACCUAAGGCUCCCCUGGAUUACAGCCCAGGCGGGCAUCGCUGAUCCUUUGGUUUCACGGAUUCUGGCUCUGUCCUUAAUAGGUGGCACCUACUUCCUCAUCUCCCGGAGUCUCGGCCCAGAGCUCGGGGGCUCCAUCGGCCUCAUUUUCGCUUUUGCCAAUGCUGUGGGCGUGGCCAUGCACACCGUGGGCUUUGCAGAGACUGUGCGGGAUCUGCUCCAGGAGUACGGCACGCCCAUCGUGGACCCCAUCAAUGACAUCCGCAUCAUCGGCGUGGUCACCGUCACCGUGCUGCUGGCCAUCUCCCUGGCUGGCAUGGAGUGGGAGUCCAAGGCCCAGGUGCUUUUCUUCCUCGUCAUCAUGAUCUCCUUUGCCAACUACUUAGUGGGGACGCUGAUCCCCCCAUCUGAGGACAAGGCCUCCAAAGGCUUCUUCAGCUACCGGGCGGACAUUUUUGUCCAGAACUUGGUACCCGACUGGCGGGGUGCAGAAGGCAGCUUCUUCGGGAUGUUCUCCAUCUUCUUUCCCUCGGCUACAGGCAUCCUGGCAGGGGCCAACAUCUCUGGGGACCUCAAGGACCCUGCUGUAGCCAUUCCCAAGGGAACGCUCAUGGCCAUUUUCUGGACCACUGUCUCCUACCUGGCCAUCUCGGCCACCAUCGAUUCAAGAGGGUCCCUGGGUGACCCCGGCUCAGCCUCGCGAGGACUGGCCUGUGGCUCUGGCUGGAACUUCACAGAGUGUGCCCACCAGCUGUGCCGCUAUGGCCUCAUCAGCUACUACCAGAUGCGUGGCUUCUGCCAGGGAUGCCUGUGCGAGGACCAGCUGUACCCACUGAUCGGCUUCUUCGGCAAGGGCUACGGCAAGAACAAGGAGCCCGUGCGCGGCUACCUGCUGGCCUACGCCAUCGCCGUGGCCUUCAUCAUCAUCGAUCACGUAGAGCAGGAGGAAGAGAACAACGCCGAUGGCGAUGAGGGCUGCCCACCAGGCCUCACCCUCCUCAUCCCCUAUCUCCUCGGCCGCAAGAAGAGGUGGAGCAAAUGCAGGAUCCGCGUGUUCGUGGGGGGCCAGAUCAACAGGAUGGACCAGGAGAGAAAGGCGAUCAUUUCUCUGUUGAGCAAGUUCCGACUGGGAUUCCACGACGUUCACGUCCUUCCCGACAUCAACCAGAAGCCGCGGGCGGAGCACACCAAGAGGUUUGAGGACAUGAUUGCACCCUUCCGCCUGAAUGACGGCUUCAAGGAUGAGGCUGCUGUCACCGAGAUGAGGCGGGACUGCCCCUGGAAGAUCUCAGAUGAGGAGAUUAACAAGAACAGAGUCAAGUCCCUUCGGCAGGUGAGGCUGAACGAGAUCCUGCUGGAUUCCUCCCAGGACGCUGCUCUAGUGGUCAUUACCUUGCCUAUAGGGAGGAAAGGAAAGUGUCCGAGCUCCCUGUACAUGGCCUGGUUGGAGACGCUGUCCCAGGACCUCAGACCUCCGGUCAUCCUGAUCCGAGGAAACCAGGAAAACGUGCUCACCUUUUACUGCCAGUAA